AAUUCUGAUUUUGCUUGUAUUGAAUCAUACCUCCUCUUAUACCCUGUUGUUGAACAGUUAAUUGGUGUCCAGCAUUUGAAACUUCAAAAUUUCAUUCUUAAUUCUUCUCAACAAACUCUUGUACAAGAUUUACUUCAUGUUCUUUUAAUUCUUAAGGAACCUACUCGACUUUUUUCAAAAGUAGAGGUUCCUCUCAUUUCUGAUGUAAUUCCUAUGUUGCUUGACAUUUGUCAGGCACUUGAAUAUGCUAGUAAGGACAAGAAUUUGCCUAACAUUCUUUGUAUUACUACUAGAGCUAGAAUACUUGUUUGUGACAAGUACUUCACUCUCACUAGAGAGUGUGAAGUAUAUUUUAUUACUGUUAUAAUGUUGCUAGACAAGAAGUUGGAAUGGUUUACCAAGAGGAACUUUCCUGAAACUGUGGUUCAAGAGAUCCAGAGUCUUGUAAUCCAAUGCUGGGAGCAGUCCUAC
This is a messenger RNA of Fomitiporia mediterranea MF3/22, 471 nucleotides long. RefSeq lists its product as uncharacterized. The annotation marks the transcript as partial. Lineage: Eukaryota; Fungi; Basidiomycota; Agaricomycetes; Hymenochaetales; Hymenochaetaceae. The transcript is spliced from 3 exons. The record is from RefSeq and is a predicted model, not a curated record.